AAGAGACAUGCGACACCCAGCCCCGCACCACUGCCACCUCUUUCUGGGCGGGCCUUGCUGCUUCUCCUGGCCAGCUCGGUUCUGAGCUGCCCCGCCCGAUGUGAUUGCUCUGCUCCAAGCAAAUCGGUCAGUUGCCACCGCAAGCGCCUCCUCACCAUCCCUGAAGGCAUCCCCAUUGAGACACGUGUCCUAGACCUCAGUAAGAACAAGCUGCGCGUCAUCACGCCGGACAACUUCUCUUCAUUCCAGCAACUAGAAGACCUGGAUCUCAGCGACAACCUCAUCAGUGCAGUCGAGCCUGGUUCAUUUCGUUCUCAGCUUGCUCUCCGCUCGCUCAACUUCCGCAGUAACCUUCUCCAACUGGUUCUUGUCGGUGUGUUGUCAGGCCUGACCAACCUCACCCACCUUGAUCUCAGCCACAACAGACUGGUGGUUCUUGUGGAUCAUGCCUUUCAGGAUCUGCGUAGGUUGACAUCACUGGAGGUGGGCGAUAACGAGCUGGUUUUCAUCUCUCAGCGGGCCUUUACUGGAUUACUCGGACUUCAAAGCCUGACACUGGAACGUUCCAAUUUGACGGUCGUACCUAGUGACGCUCUGGCACAUCUGCACAGCCUGGUCGAGCUGCGCAUGCGCUACCUGAGCAUUAGUUUUCUUAAGCCUUUCUCUUUUAAGAGGUUAUCUCGUCUCCGCCAUUUAGAGAUUGAUUUCUGGCCCUGGCUGGACACACUGCCUCCCCUCUCGCUGCAUGGCCUCAACCUCACAACAUUGUUCAUAACCAACACUAACCUGACUGCCUUCCCAGGCGCAGCACUGCACAACCUGCCCUACCUCACGCAUCUCAACCUGUCCUACUGCCGCAUCCAGCACAUCCACCAGGGAGAUCUGGGCCAACUCCCACACUUGCUGGAGCUCCGCCUCCAAGGGGCUCAGCUGGUUUCUAUAGAGCCCUUUGCUUUUGCGGGCCUCAAAUCUUUACAACUACUGGAUGUGUCAGAGAACCGACUGGACUCUCUGGAGAAGAGAGUGUUCGCCUCUCUAGACAGCUUGAAGAGGCUUUGUUUGGGUGGAAACCCGUUAGUGUGCGACUGCAGAUUGCUUUGGCUGCUCAACAGCCACAAGCCCCCUUCUCUGCAGAUUUUGGACGUCCAGCCUAAGUGCAGCGCACCUCAGAACCUCACGGGGCAAACUCUCCAGGACCUCAAGGAGCCUCUGGUGUCCAAGUACAUGACCUGCACCAAGCCACGGAUUGGACCCAACACCACACAGCUGCUGAUGGCUGACGAAGGCCAGCCUGCCCGUCUGAGCUGCAUGGCAGAGGGAGCGCCACCGCCCUCUGUGGUCUGGAUUACACCUCACAGACGCUAUAUCACAGCCAAAAGCAGUGGUAGGGUGGAGGUCCGACCAGAUGGUACCCUUGAGAUCAAGGCAGCAGAGCUGCAUGACACCGGGGUGUAUUGGUGUAUUGCCAGUAACCCCGCUGGCAAUGCUAGCCUGUCGGCCUCUUUAGCUGUGAAGACUUUGGGCAUUGGGGAUAGAUCUCACUAUAGCAACAGGAGCACAAAUGAUCUGACAGACUCCAACAGCACAUCGGGGAACAGGACUGCUCUGCGCAACACGGACACCAUAGACAUUAAGACUAUCAUUAUAUCUACAGCCAUGGGCUGCCUGUCCUUCCUAGGUGUGGUCAUCUUCUGCUUCCUGUUUCUGUUUGCCUGGAGCCGAGGGAAAGGACGCCAUAAGAGCAACUUUGAUAUGGAGUAUGUCCCUCGCAAAUCCAACGGGGCUUCAGCAGAGGCAACGGAAACAAGUGGCCCACGGAGGGUCAACAUGAAAAUGAUCUGAAAACAACGCAGACUGACACACACCAUAACGGUGUUAACGGCACAGUGCACACAUAUCAGUUAAAAAAACAAAACGUUUUUUCUAUGACACAGUGGGUUUGUGACAAAUGAAAGUCAUGUACAUUUAUAGUGGGUGUCGAUAUGACGGUGACAUUGUGACAAAGUGGACAUGUGACCAUAAAAGUGAUAUAUGAAACCGUGGACGUGUUUAUAUGAAAUAAUGUUCUCAUACAGUACA
This is a messenger RNA of Oreochromis niloticus (Nile tilapia), 2079 nucleotides long. RefSeq names its product leucine rich repeat and Ig domain containing 2b (gene lingo2b). The transcript has a single exon. The annotation marks the transcript as partial. Gene Ontology annotation, molecular function: protein binding. The record is from RefSeq and is a predicted model, not a curated record. NCBI's taxonomy places the organism in Eukaryota, Metazoa, Chordata, Actinopteri, Cichliformes, Cichlidae.